This is a messenger RNA of Aspergillus bombycis, 336 nucleotides long. RefSeq names its product CVNH domain-containing protein. Lineage: Eukaryota; Fungi; Ascomycota; Eurotiomycetes; Eurotiales; Aspergillaceae. The record is from RefSeq and is a predicted model, not a curated record. Bases 1 to 336 code for a protein of 111 amino acids. The transcript is spliced from 2 exons.
AUGGGUUCCUUCCACCACACUGCCCGCAACUGGCGCAUCAAGGUCGACAACGGCGUCACCAUGUUCCGAGUCGAGGUCAAAGACAUGCACGGUAACUGGAUUGAACGGACCAUCCGUUUGGACGACCACAUUGGCAACACCGAUGGCUGGUUCAUCUGGGGCGGAAAGAACUUCACCAGCACCGCCCGGAAUAUCCGCCUGGAGGAUACCGAGUGGGGCCCCAAGCUGGUCGCCGUGAUGCGCUCGAACAACGGUGGCGACCGUGGUGACCAGGGAAUGUUGCUGGGUGAUAAGAUUGAGAACCGGAACGGCGAGCUUCAUUUCACCGGUCCUUGA